This is a messenger RNA of Gekko japonicus, 3784 nucleotides long. RefSeq names its product potassium channel, voltage gated subfamily A regulatory beta subunit 2 (gene KCNAB2). The record is from RefSeq and is a predicted model, not a curated record. Gene Ontology annotation, biological process: regulation of action potential; regulation of potassium ion transmembrane transport; potassium ion transport. NCBI's taxonomy places the organism in Eukaryota, Metazoa, Chordata, Lepidosauria, Squamata, Gekkonidae. Gene Ontology annotation, molecular function: transmembrane transporter binding; potassium channel regulator activity; voltage-gated potassium channel activity. Gene Ontology annotation, cellular component: voltage-gated potassium channel complex; extrinsic component of cytoplasmic side of plasma membrane; membrane. Bases 2 to 1237 code for a protein of 411 amino acids. The transcript is spliced from 15 exons.
GAUGCAAGUCUCCUUCGUGUGCUCGGACCACAACAUCAAGAACCGGAGCGCGGAGGACAGGCUCAACCGGCAGAAUGCCAGCAGUCCCAGCACGCGAGGCCGGUUCCGCACAGUGGCCAUGGUGGCUCGCAGCCUGGGGCACCUCUCAAUGCAGAGCGCCCCGUCCUCCAGCGACUCCAGCGUGAAACAGCCUGGCAUGAAAUAUAGAAACCUCGGAAAGUCGGGACUGCGAGUUUCCUGCCUCGGCUUAGGAACAUGGGUGACGUUUGGAGGCCAGAUCACGGACGAGAUGGCAGAGCAGCUGAUGACCCUGGCCUACGAUAACGGCAUUAACCUCUUUGACACGGCUGAAGUCUACGCAGCUGGGAAGGCUGAAGUCGUAUUAGGGAAUAUCAUCAAGAAGAAAGGAUGGAGACGUUCCAGCCUGGUGAUAACAACCAAAAUCUUCUGGGGAGGAAAAGCCGAGACAGAGAGAGGGCUUUCGAGAAAGCACAUUAUAGAAGGCUUGAAGGCUUCAUUAGAACGGCUGCAGCUUGAGUACGUGGACGUGGUGUUUGCCAAUCGGCCAGACCCCAAUACACCCAUGGAAGGGAACCCUUUUAGCUCUUCCAAGUCACGAACGUUCAUCAUAGAAGAGACGGUCCGAGCGAUGACCCACGUCAUCAACCAGGGAAUGGCCAUGUACUGGGGGACAUCACGCUGGAGCUCGAUGGAGAUUAUGGAAGCUUAUUCAGUGGCCCGGCAAUUUAACCUCAUCCCGCCCAUCUGUGAGCAGGCUGAGUACCACAUGUUCCAGAGGGAGAAGGUAGAGGUGCAGCUGCCAGAGCUUUUCCACAAGAUUGGAGUGGGUGCCAUGACAUGGUCCCCAUUAGCAUGCGGCAUCGUCUCGGGGAAAUACGACGGUGGGAUCCCGCCCUACUCGCGAGCCUCUCUCAAAGGGUAUCAGUGGCUGAAAGACAAAAUCCUGAGUGAAGAAGGGAGACGGCAGCAAGCCAAGCUGAAGGAACUGCAAGCCAUCGCGGAGCGCCUGGGCUGCACCCUGCCCCAGCUUGCCAUCGCCUGGUGUUUGAGGAACGAAGGGGUCAGCUCAGUUCUGCUGGGGGCUUCCAAUGCAGACCAGCUAAUGGAGAAUAUUGGAGCAAUACAGGUUCUUCCCAAACUGUCCUCUUCCAUUAUCCACGAGAUCGACAGUAUUUUGGGCAAUAAACCCUACAGCAAAAAGGACUACCGAUCAUAAUCGGGGAAUCCCGUCCACCUGGACUUUUUCCUCCCAAACUCCUCGCCUCUCCCGUUUGCUUGCUUAAAGCUUUAUCGAAGCCGAGUGAAGAGUACGGUUCGCGUCCAAGAAACUACAGCAAGCCCCAAGACGGUCCAGCGAAACCGUUUUCGAAACGUCACAUGAGACAACCAUAGGCUUCUUCAACUUAACUUCUAAUAUUUUUUAAUGCAAGAAACGCAGGUGGGGAAAGGCCAUGAAGGGACUUGAAGUUGAGCCCAGCUUCCUUUUGAAAGGAAAAACAACUCUGAUCUUUCUCUCUUUCUUGCUUUCUCUCUCUCUCUCUCUUUCUCCCCCCCCCCCUUGGCUGCUCUUUUCAUCCAACAAAGAUGCGCACACACAGAGAGAGGAUGUUGCAGGGUUUAAGGCACCAAGCGCUUUCUUCCUGCAGUUUGACUAGUCAGACCCAGUUCCUUCCUACUUUAUUUUUAUUUUAUUUUCAGCUGGGCAGACUUAAAGCAAUGGUCAAGUAAAACAUUCAUGCCCCAGCAGUCUGACUAGAAGACCUCCAAGGAACGUACGCGCCUUGGGUGGCCUUCCAAGCAUGCUAGAAACAGUUUCUGGGGGGUGACGGCACACCUCCUCCGCAACCCUGUCCCUCUUCUUUGAUUCCAAUUUUGUUUUUAUCACUGAGAUGGAGUCAAAGUGAAUCAGCCAAGACCGCUGGUGAGUAGCCGUGGGAAGUUGCGAUCCACAAAGUUCCCACGGACUGCGCCACGGGGCAGCCUAUCGAUCCCUGAGCAAAACAGUUUGUGCUUUAUCUAGUGCCUAAGCCUGGCCUUCUGUUGGGGCCGGGCACAGCAACCAAGUGGACCCGGCGUGUGCUUGACCGCUGCCGUGGCAGAGUGCUGUCUUCCUCAGCCAGACGGGUGCUGAAGCAGAAGGCCAGCGGUGGAGCUGAGAUGGAGAGAUCGGACAGGCCGAGGGUACAGACCUGAGUGUGGCUGGCUGGCUGGGGAGGGUGCCACUCAGCAGCCCACCCUUGGUCCCCAACCCCCUCUGCCAGGACAGGCCCCCCCGCCACCCGCCUUUUCCUGAGCCCCCUUGGUCCUGUCCAGUUCACGUCCCCCACAAAUCACUCCACGGCCUGUGCUUUUGAGACGGGCUCAAGAGCCAGGACCAGUGUCCUUUGAAGCCAGACCUUCCCCCACGCGUUCAGUCUAAGGCUCGAGAGAGAUGCCCUCCCUCUCCCCCACUGAAGCCUUGGCGCCAGCCGAGUGGUGAGAUGACUGUAGCGACAUCCUCAGAGGCUUCUGUUCAGGCCGUUCUCUGAGGAAAGAGCCACAUCAGUUCAGUCAGACAUGCCCAGGCCCCAGGGAGAGCCACACCGGGGUGGGAAGGGAGCAGGCCGUCCGCCUGCAUCGUGUCUGUCUCGCUCGAGGUAGCGUUGAAGCUGCAGAGGGAGCCAUCGCGGAAAGCCAGGCAGCUCCUCUCCCGGAGCAGGUAUCGCAUGGAACGUGCCUUAGUUGGAAACCAGACAGGACUUUCCUCUGGGAAGGGAGGAAUUCAACCCCACCCUGAAAUUAGUUCUGGUCUGAAGUGUUGCAUCUUGUCCAGCGUGUGUGUGUGUGCGCGUGUGUUGACUUGUAGCAACCAAACUAUUGCAAGUAAUAACGAAUGGGGAAGGGAGCCCCGAUCCCUUUGUUUUUGGCAGCCUGAAAAGUAAGAGGAUGCCUGCACUCCUCGUCGCCGCAGAUUUCAUGCCUUUCCGCCUGUCUCCCAGCCCAGCCUCCCUAGCAAUUGCACUUCUAGGGCCCGGCCGACACACCAUGCGGCAGCAAACCCAGGCUUGCCCUGAGAACUGUGCUCCACAGACUUGCGUUUGCCCACUUUCUCACGUAAAUGCUUUUUAAAUGGCGCACCUCCAAAGUCUUCAGCAGGUCUGAACGCGGACGUGCAAAGCCACCCACAAUCCCAUGCAAGGGCUUCUGCAGACUGCCGGCUUCACCAUCGGUUUUUCAGAGGCAGAGCGAACAAGGGAGUGCCGCUUGUGACCGGCACCGAGGUCCUCCUCCUUCCUCUUCUGCUUAAAAGAAACAAACCAGUUUAGCAGGCUUUUGUUUCACAAAACCUGCCAGAUCUGUUUGACCUAAGAUGGCAAAAGCAAUGCACCAUGGGAAACGAUACCUCUCUCAAUCAGUUUUUUAAACUCCCUCGCAAACCAUGGUUCCAUUAUUAGCAGGGGUGAGUUUUGUAUUCCCUGCGAUGCUCUGAUUCCACCCGUGAAUGAAAAGAGCCUUGCCACCUUUCUUGCCAUUGCUAUGGGCAUUGCGCUUUCUGAGCAAUUUGUGUUUACCUCCCCUGACAGUCGUGGGCAUCCCUUGUUUUAUUCCUCCCCCCGUUGCCAUCGUGUCGGUGGGCCCUUUAUAGAAUGGCCACUUCUUCAUGCGAGUGUAAAGGUGUGAGUUGGAUGGUCAACCAACAGGCAAAUCAGACAAGAUUCUCAGAGUUCCUUAUCCAGGGCAUCCAACAUUUUUUAAAAUUUCAAUCCCCAGACGUAGGGGACGG